UGGUGGACUGAGGACUCACUUGUCACUGGCUGCAGGCUCUACCGGAUGGUGCCCACACGCCUCUUCCUAGCAGCCGUGCUGCUUCUGGCCCAGACAGCGCCACCGGAAGCUUCCCAGUACUGCUGUAGCCUUGAGUACUGGAACCCAGACAACAAGUGCUGCAGCAGGUGCCUGUGGCGUUUUGGGCCGCCCUGCCCUGAUAAGGAGUUUGUAGAAAACUGUGGGCACAAUGACUUCGGAGAUAUCGAAACACACCCAUUCAAGAACUGUUCUCCUGGCUGGUGCAACCCAGACCGCGAGGAGCUCUGCAGGCCCUGUGGCACUGGGACCCCAGCCCUCACAUUGGCCAGGAACUGUAACAGAAUCCAGCAGCGCUGCAAAGAGAGGCCCAUCGGUACAGAUCAGUGCUCAACAACUAGAAUAGUGCUGAACCACCUGAACCAAAGUGGCUCCUAUGAGCCCAGCUUACCAGCAACUGAUAGUCUCUCGUGGCCCAGUAACAGCAUCAUCUCCCCACCAAACUUUGUCUUGCCCUUGGUGCUGGUUCCACUCCUGCUUGUGACCGUCUCAGUGAUUCUGCUUGCCCUGUGGAGGCAUUGCCUACCCAAGGGAGAAGCCACUGCCAACACUGGCUCAGUUCAUGGAAGACCCAACACCUUCAGCCUCUCCUGGCCCCUCUCCACAGGCACUCUGGUGCUCUCUGGGGUAGGGAGCACAGGGGUGGCGCACUCUUUGCAGAGACACGUCAGCAGAGAGCUGCCGAACCUGGCUUCCCAGCCCCUGUCCUGCCUUUUGGAAGAGCUGGAGGUGCUGGAGGAGCUGAUUUUGCUGUUGGACCCUGAGCCCGGACCAGGUGGGAGCGGAGCCUGUGGUACCACUAGACACCUAGCUGCAAGAUACGGGCUGCCUGCCACCUGGUCUACCUUUGCCUACUCACUGCGGCCCAGCCAGUCACCACUGCGGGCCCUGAUAGAGGUGGUGGUGGCCAGGGAGCCAAGCGCCUCUCUGGGCCAGUUUGGUUCAUACCUGGCCCAGAUUGGGCGGGCAGAUGCACUGCAGGUACUCUCCAGGCUUACUGGACCUACUCUAUUCAAUAAAAACGAAAGCCUCUGA
Molecule: messenger RNA, 1113 nt
Organism: Ochotona curzoniae (black-lipped pika)
Lineage: Eukaryota; Metazoa; Chordata; Mammalia; Lagomorpha; Ochotonidae
Gene: IGFLR1
Product: IGF like family receptor 1
Exons: 6
Coding region: 46-1113 (355 amino acids)
Source: RefSeq, a predicted model, not a curated record